UGUUUAUCUGUAAACAAAAGAGAAGUCGAAUGUAAUUGUAUUAGUUUAAAAAUUAUAGAAAUUAUUAUUUACUGAAAUAAAAAAUAUUAUUGGCAAAGAAAAUUGAAAUAAUUUAUAACACCAGAUAAUAGUCGUGAUUAUAUUGAUACAAAAUGCAUGAAAGCAUAGAUGAUAUAUGUAAAGCAAUUGAUGAAAACUUACUGCGUAACCUAGAGCUAAUGGAAGAAAAAGUUAAGACUAAUGUUCAAAUGGAAAAUAUAUUACGCGAUGGUUACAUUGAAUUAGCUAAAGCUAAGUAUAUACGUGGCAAAGAAAGUAUAAGUAUAUUACAAGUUCCUGCUGAUGAUGAAAAGGUAGCCACAUUAUUCGAAUUAGAAACAAAAUUAACUGAAGAAACUGGCAAGAUAAUUCCAAAUUUUGACAUAAGCUUGAAAAAAACAGACAAAGAAGGAGAUGACAUUCAAGAUCCCAUAAAGUGGUUUGGUGUGCUGGUCCCUCAAAGCUUACGAAUUGCUCAAAAACGUUUUCAAGAAUCUCUGUAUCUUGCUGUAAGAGCAGCAAAUUUACAAGCUGAAAUUACUUCUGUAUUAGAUAAAUUACAAUCCUUGUACUUUUUAAAGCAUGCUUAUUGUCCAAAAUCUGUGAAUAAAAGUUAAAAAUUA
Molecule: messenger RNA, 662 nt
Organism: Osmia bicornis bicornis
Lineage: Eukaryota; Metazoa; Arthropoda; Insecta; Hymenoptera; Megachilidae
Product: coiled-coil domain-containing protein 115-like
Exons: 2
Coding region: 153-656 (167 amino acids)
Biological process (GO): vacuolar proton-transporting V-type ATPase complex assembly
Cellular component (GO): extrinsic component of endoplasmic reticulum membrane
Source: RefSeq, a predicted model, not a curated record